Papaver somniferum (opium poppy) is the source of this 2623-nucleotide messenger RNA. RefSeq names its product RING finger protein 10-like. NCBI's taxonomy places the organism in Eukaryota, Viridiplantae, Streptophyta, Magnoliopsida, Ranunculales, Papaveraceae. The transcript has 6 exons. The record is from RefSeq and is a predicted model, not a curated record. Gene Ontology annotation, biological process: positive regulation of transcription by RNA polymerase II. The coding region runs from base 162 to 2372 and encodes 736 amino acids. Gene Ontology annotation, molecular function: metal ion binding; transcription cis-regulatory region binding.
AUUCUAAAAUACUUAUUUCAAUAGUACUAAUAAAAAUCUUUCUUUGGUCUUUCUCAGCUUCGAUCAUCAAAAUCCAAUUCGACUUUAUCACCACCACCACCACCAGCUCUUGCUGCUGUGAGAGAAAUACAGACGAAACCCUAAUUUCUUCUCACAUUUUCAUGUCCAUCUUGCCCACGCAAUCUAACAGUUCUGUAUCAUCAUCAUCUGAUAACCUUCGCGGAAACCCUAAUUACCCAAACCAUGGACUCUUUCAAUCUUCACCACAGGAAGAACUUCAUGGGGGAUUUCCCUCUGACAAUCAGAUCAAUGGAUCAGGAUCUCAGUUUAUCUCCAAUCACUCAACCUCUGGUUCAGUUUCUGCAGCGCCGUCAAGUUCUGGAGGAUCUUCCAAGAAGGUGAGUGAAGCAAGGACACCAAAUGGUAGAAGAAAUUGGACUCGCCAAAACAGUGGCACCUCAUCUCAGGCUGGUGGUGGAGGGAUAUCCCCACAAUUUAGUUCUGCACAUUCAGCUCCGAGGAAACAUCAGACAAUGAAUGGUAAUCACUUGUUGAAUUUUCAGUAUGAUCCGAUUACUCGUCCUAAAUCACGGAUGACUCCUCCGAGGAAGACCCAGAAGAAAAAACCAUACAACAAGGAUUUAUUUAUUCAGGCAAAUUACAAAUUUGUUGUGUUAGAUUGUGGGAACGAUGAGCUUGAGUUGAUGGAUCCAGAUAAAAUGUUGCAGUGGGAUAAUGUAGUUUGCGUGAGAUACUCUGCUCCACAUCCGGUGCAGUGUCCUAUUUGUCUGGAAAGUCCUUUGUGCCCACAAAUUACCUCAUGUGGUCAUAUAUUCUGCUUUCCUUGUAUUCUGCAAUACCUGUUAAUGGGUGAGGAAGAUCGUAAAGGUGAAUCGUGGAAAAGAUGUCCUCUAUGCUUUAUGAUGAUAUCUUCCAAGGAUUUAUACACUCUCAAUAUUGAAAGUGUGAAGCAGCAUUACGUUGGUGAAAAUAUGCAGUUUACACUUUUAAGUCGCGCAAAAGAUUCAUUAAUUCCAUCCCAGAAAAAUCAACAAAAUACUGAUGGUGUACCUUGUUCCAGUGUUGCUCUGUGUGACUCUUUCUCCAAGUUCACUGUGGCAUCAAAUGCCGAGUUAUUAGUCAGAGAAGUAAGGACAGAAUUAGAUGGUUGGCUGGCUAGAGCAGAAUCGGGGCUUGUUGAGGAUCUAGAGAAGCUUCCUUAUGUUUGUGCUGCAAUGGAACAACUAGAGGAGAGGAAGAAAUGCUGGAAUGCAGUGCUGACUUUGCACAAUACAAGAAAUUCUGCUUUACCUUGUUCAACUGGCAAGGCCUGUAAAUAUACUAACAAGACUAAGAGUCACGUGUUUUCUCCAAUUGGAAGUGCUGAUGCUGCUUAUUUGGAAGAAGCAAGUGUGUCUGCAUUCUUAUCUCCUUCUGCAAGUUAUGAGUUUGAACCGAAAUGCACAGAUAAACUGAAUGGUAAAAAGCUGUAUGGAGAGGAUUGCUCGGUCCAAACUACUGAUGCGUGUGAAACAUCCGAAGUUGGAGAAAACGUCCUGUCUUCUUCUUAUGAUGAUGACAAAUGUCUGCAAAAAGACUCUGGUUUUGUCAAGGAGAAGGAAUCAUAUUCCUUUUACCAAGCAAUUGAUGGGCAGCACCUCAUUCUUCAUCCAUUAAACAUGAAAUGUCUUCUACACUACUAUGGUAGCUAUGAUGCACUUCCUUCGACAAUUGGUGGUGAGAUUUUGGAGCUUGAGAGCGUCACACAGUCUGAUGCCAUGAGGAGGCGUUAUUGCUAUUUAAGUCAUUUCUCUUUAACAACGACAUUUCAGCUCUGUGAGAUUGAUUUGAGCAAAAUGUUACCUCUUGAUGCCAUGUUGCCAUUUAUGGAUGAGAUUAAGAAGCGUGAAAAUCAGCGGAAGAGGCUUGCUGAAAAGGAACAUAGAGAGAAACUCAAAGCGGAAGCUGAUGCGUUGAAAGCCAUGCCUGUACCUUCGAAUUUUGGACGGCAUGCUACUUCUAUGUUUUCCAUGGACGAUUUCGAAGCACUGGGAAGUUCUCCUGCAUCAUCAACAUGUCCUCCAGUAAUUGGUGAAAGGACGCGAUUCUCAGAAGUAACUCGUUUGGGUUUUGCUGCUGGGGUUGAUUCUCCUUCUGUUACAGCUGACACUUCAAAUAACAUAGAAGCAAGAAAUGAGAUUGCUGUUCCAACUGGGCAAAGGAGCAAUGUUACUCUGUCAUUUGCCAGUAUCAUAUCCACUGCGAAACCUGCCACUGGUGUUGUGGAAGCUGCCAAGACGAAUGGGCUGGGAAAAAAAGGGAAGAAACCAAGUCGAGUCCUUUUAUCAACUGCAGGUGGUCGUCGCUACUAAAGACUUUGUCCAAGGUCUCUCCCUGUCUGUCAUUUUAGCAUCUUUGUUUUAUUUCAACACCCAUGUUUUUGCUUGAAAGAUUUUAUGUAAAUUUGAAAGUAAAUUCGUAAAUAGAUCCUGUAUGGGAGAAAAUCAAACAAACUGAUGUAUUAAAAUAAUUUGAGCUUCCAGUUACCUGAAUGUGUCUGGUUUAGUAUCACUUUUUUGAAGAGUCGAAAUAAAUAUUUGAUAGACCAGCAAUUUGGACUUUA